AUGAACCAACCCACUUGUGGAACGAUUGAAGAAAGAAAGAGAAUGGUGCCCCCUUUCGCCCGGGGGGCAUCGUCGGAGAACAAUGAAGUGGAUUUGUUGUCUCGAAUUUCAAAUCAUUCACUUGCUUUAACUACUCAUGCUAUGGAUGUGGGAGCAUUAACUCCGUUUCUGUGGGCUUUUGAGGAGCGGGAGAAAUUGUUGGAAUUCUAUGAAAGAGUCUCAGGAGCCAGGAUGCAUGCCAGUUUCAUACGACCAGGUGGAGUGGCACAAGAUCUGCCUCUUGGCUUAUGUCGAGAUAUUGAUUCUUUUACACAACAAUUUGCUUCUCGUAUCGACGAAUUAGAAGAGAUGUUAAUCGGCAACCGUAUCUGGAAACAACGAUUAGUGGAUAUUGGUACUGUCACUGCACAGCAAGCAAAGGAUUGGGGAUUCAGUGGUGUAAUGUUAAGAGGUUCAGGGGUAUGCUGGGAUUUGCGAAGAGCAGCACCUUACGAUGUUUAUGACCAGUUGGAUUUUGACGUACCAGUAGGUACCAGAGGAGAUUGCUAUGAUCGUUACUGUAUUCGUAUUGAAGAGAUGCGACAAAGUGUUCGGAUCAUUGUGCAAUGUCUUAAUAAAAUGCCUAGUGGCAUGAUCAAAGCUGAUGAUCGUAAACUAUGUCCUCCAUCACGAGGUCGAAUGAAACUAUCCAUGGAAUCCUUAAUUCACCAUUUCGAACUUUAUACAGAAGGUUUUUCCGUACCAGCUUCUUCUACCUAUACCGCAGUUGAAGCACCUAAAGGAGAAUUUGGUGUCUUUCUGGUCAGUAAUGGAAGCAAUCGUCCUUACCGUUAA
Rosa rugosa (rugosa rose) is the source of this 834-nucleotide messenger RNA. RefSeq names its product NADH dehydrogenase [ubiquinone] iron-sulfur protein 2-like. The transcript has 2 exons. The record is from RefSeq and is a predicted model, not a curated record. Lineage: Eukaryota; Viridiplantae; Streptophyta; Magnoliopsida; Rosales; Rosaceae. Bases 1 to 834 code for a protein of 277 amino acids. Gene Ontology annotation, molecular function: NAD binding; NADH dehydrogenase (ubiquinone) activity; quinone binding. Gene Ontology annotation, biological process: mitochondrial electron transport, NADH to ubiquinone.